This is a messenger RNA of Amphimedon queenslandica, 735 nucleotides long. Its product is annotated as spectrin alpha chain, non-erythrocytic 1-like. The transcript is spliced from 6 exons. The annotation marks the transcript as partial. NCBI's taxonomy places the organism in Eukaryota, Metazoa, Porifera, Demospongiae, Haplosclerida, Niphatidae. The record is from RefSeq and is a predicted model, not a curated record. Gene Ontology annotation, molecular function: protein binding.
GACUUAGCUGGUGUCAAAAAGCUUCAGAAGAAGCUUGCCCUGAUUGAGACUGACAUAUCAGUCCAUAAGGACCAGAUUGAUGCUCUUCUCUCUCAAGCCUCACAGUUCAUUGAUGAAGGACAUUUUGAUGCCGAGGGAAUCAGAAAGAAGAAAGAAGCUCUUGUUGAACGAUACGAGAGACUCAGCGUUCCUGCUAAUGAUCAGAGAGAGAGGCUAGAGGCCUCCUGUGAGCUCCAGCAGUUCCUUCGUGAUGUUGAUGAUGAGAUUGCUUGGAUCAAAGAGAGAGAGUCUAUAGCUACUCUACCUAAUAGAGGGAUGAACUUGGCUGGUGUACAAAACCUACAGAAGAAACACAAUGCUCUCAUGGCUGAGCUAUCAACUCAUGAUCCUCGUAUAAAGGCAGUGAGAGAGAAAGGAGAGGGAAUGAUAGCAGGGUCCAAGCAUCAUGCUGAAGAUAUAGAGUCUAAACUGAGUGAACUGGCUCACCUAUGGAACCAAAUAAAAGAAACUGCAGAGUCACGGAAGCAGGUCCUUGAGGAUUCCUAUGAAGCUCAAAAGUAUUUCUCUGAUGCCCUGGCAGCCGAGCUAUGGAUGAAAGACAUUGAGCCAGUGGUUGGUAGCUCUGACUAUGGGAAAGAUGAAGACAUGGCUGAAGCUUUAUUAAAGAAGCAUGAGACGGUCUUUGCCGAUGUCAAAGGGUUUGGUAGCACCAUUGAAGCAUUAUCAGCACAGAGU